This is a messenger RNA of Vanessa tameamea, 411 nucleotides long. RefSeq lists its product as uncharacterized. The coding region runs from base 1 to 411 and encodes 136 amino acids. NCBI's taxonomy places the organism in Eukaryota, Metazoa, Arthropoda, Insecta, Lepidoptera, Nymphalidae. Gene Ontology annotation, molecular function: nucleic acid binding. The record is from RefSeq and is a predicted model, not a curated record. The transcript has a single exon.
AUGUUAAAGGCGGAAUUAUUAUGUCUUUUAAAAGAUAACAAACCAACCAAGAUCCGAUACGUCAUUGAUGAAAUAGCGUUAGAACAUGGACACAGAUUUAUACGGUUAGCGCCUUACCAUUGUAAAUAUAAUGCAAUUAAGUUGGUGUGGGCCCAAAUUAAGGGAUAUGCUGCAAGGCAGAAUACAGAACCCCCAUUUACCACAACAAAAAUGCUAAAAAUUUUAGAAAAAGCUUGUGAACAUGUGACUAAAGAAGAAUGGGAAAAGGUUGUAAAUAGAACUAUUAAAUUAAUAAAGGACGAUUAUGAAAUAAAUGUGAAAAUAGAUAAUAUUUUAGAAAAAGAACUUAUAAUUAAUGUGAGUGACGAUAGCAGUGAGAGUGAAAGCAGCAGUAUCGACGACUCCGAUUAA